UUGGUGGUUUGAAAAGUCCCGGGUUUUGAGACGUGACAAUUUCGUUCCAGGGACAUAUUCACUAGUGAGACUAAGUGAGACCUCUGCGUCUGUGUUGUGGUGUUAUCAGUUUCCUUUAAUUCCCAGAGUGUGGCAUGCACAGGACUCAGUCGUCAUGGACCACGUGGCUGUCGUCUGCAAAGAUUAAAUGCAUGAUUUAGUGACCUAAACUUGUAGAAUAUCGACGUACAUUCAAUUGGAUGAAAGGGAAGUCACUUGCACCUGAUUGCCGAUAUCUCUAAGCUGUUCACUCGUAACUGUAUUUCUUUUUAAAGUAAUUCUCUUUACUCCAAUGGAGCACCUAAAAGGCAUGGACACUACGGGACAACCACUUAGAACCUCCACACCAACUGCCAUGUCGGACACAGCCACAGGAAGUGAGGGCUUUGCACAACUGUCCAAUGACACUAAUCACGUGAACAAGAAAGAGAACGAACCGUAUUCAAUCCAGAACCACACUUCUCCUGACCACCGCGGCCACGUGACAACGGUCCAGGAGAUGGAAAUCGGGGAUCCUACUGCGCCAAAAAACGCCACAGUGGUCUCCAAUAAUGAGAAAAAUACUUACAGCGAAACCACAUUUACCAAUAUCAAUGACGGGGAUAACCCUUCGGAAGUGGACAUUGUCCCUCCAGAUCUGGAGGAGGUGCCCAUGAGAAAACACCUGAUGUCUAUGUGGUACCUUGCGGUCAUUGUAUUGACACCAAUCAUUUUUCUGCCCAUUUUCUUGAUGGUCGGACCUCAAUUUCAGCGUCAAGCCCGAUGUGGCUACACUAUCGCCAUUAUGGCAAUCUAUUGGACAACGGAAGCUCUACCCAUAGCUGUGACGUCUUUGUCCCCGAUAGUGCUGCUUCCGGCCUUGGGCGUGAUGACGGCGCGAGAGACAUCUAGUGCUUAUUUUAAUGACACAUCAAUGCUGUUUGUGGGCGGCCUGUUGGUGGCCAUAGCAGUUGAAGUCUGGGACGUCCACAAGAGGAUCGCCCUGCUGGUGCUCAUGCUGGUAGGGGCGGAGCCUAAAUGCUUGCUAUUGGGGAUCGCUUUAGUCACGUGGUUCCUGUCUAUGUGGAUCUCUAACACAGCUACUACAGCUAUGAUGAUGACCAUUGUCCAAGCGCUUCUCAGCCAGUUUAACGACAUGAAAGAGUACGACAAGGUUCAAGCGGCGAAACUUCGAGGAUCGGUAGCCAGACUAGACCCUAAUUCUCCUGAAGCUCUAGACCUGAAGAAGAAGGAAGAAAGAGCUGAUGCCGAGUUUAUACGUCUGAGCAAAGCCUUGUCUCUGACUGUAGCCUACGCAGCUAACAUUGGUGGUAUUGGCAGCUUGACAGGCACAGGGCCAAACCUGGUAUUGUUUGCUGCGGCUCAGAAGGUGUUUGAAGACGUUGGCAUUAGCUCGCCUGUAACAUUUAGCACAUGGUUGAUCUACGGUCUGCCUCUGUCCAUCUUAGUGAUGCUGGCCAUGUAUCAAUGGAUGGUGGUCGUGUUUCUACGUUGCAAGGGCGGAUGUCUGUGCUGCUGCUGCACCCCGAAAGCAAACAAGCAACGUCUUGAGAAAGUCAACGCCUUGAUCAGAGAUGAAUAUACAAAACUUGGACCAAUCACUUACGCUCAAGGCACAGUUCUCGCUGCUUUCAUUCUGCUGGUGGUAGCCUGGAUCACUAGAGACUUGGGAGGAGUUGGAGGCUGGUCUGACUGGUUUCCUAAAGGAUUUACAAGUGAUUCAACGCCGUCCAUCUUGUUUGGUAUUUUAAUGUUUGUCCUGCCAUCAUCAUUCCCUAAAGCACUGACCAAUAAAUUCGACAAACAUGCCACAUACACCAGAGUGAAGCCCUUGCUGACCUGGAGACAAGUUCAGGAGAAGAUGCCCUGGUCUCUCUACUUGCUUCUCGGGGGAGGAUACGCCAUUGCACAAGCAGCCACGGUUUCUGGUUUAUCCAAAUGGCUUGGUGACCAGCUGAUGGUGUUUAGAACUCUUGACCAGUGGCUAGUUCUACUCAUCAUAUGCUACAUAGUCACCUUUGCGACAGAAGUGACCAGCAAUACUGCCAUAGCCACGUUAAUGAUGCCUAUAUUGGCUCAGAUGUCACUGAGCCUCGAAGUGAAUCCUCUAUUUUUCAUGUAUCCCGCUGCCAUAGCAACGUCCUUCGCCUUCAUGCUUCCUGUCGCUACGCCGCCAAACGCCAUUGUGUUCUCCAGCGGGACUGUGCGGGUGAUAGACAUGGUGAGCAGUGGUCUCUUCCUGAACCUCAUCUGUCCUCCUAUCCUAGUCCUGGCCACCGCCACAUGGGGCAACGCGUUCUUCCACUUUGACCAGGUGCCCCACGAGUUCUUGAGGAACGUGACUCACGCAGCAAGGAGCACUGGUUAACUCUGCUAUUCACAGUGGAUAUUAUCCUCGCCUUUGUCACUAUUUGUAUUGGUUGUGAUGGAGAAAAAAAUCAAUGUUUAUUGUUAUAAUGUUUAAACUGAUUCCAACAGGGCAACUAUUGUUUUAAAACGUGUAUAAAUUCCAUUCAACAUCGAUCUCAUUUAUAUCUACCAAUAUGUAUAUACAUUUACCUCCUUGUUAUUUAGACAAGUUUCAUAUGGUAACUAGAGGAACGCUUGCGCACAAAGCCAUAUACAUUUCUUUAUUGGAUACACUAAUACACUAACAAUGAGUGUAGUUCCAUUAACUAAAAUAUCUUGUUAAAUAUUCUCAUUCUUUAUAGUAACGGCUACUUUUUUCUUUUCCGAAAUAGAACCAUUUAGCUUUUAAUAUUAAAUAUGCAUAAAUUUUACGAAAUAUCUACACGUAAAAUAAUAAGGUGUUAUAUUCUGAAGAUUAAGCAUGAGUUGAGUUUUUGCUGGCCAUGCUUGUCUUCGGGUAGGGCUUUUCUUGGAUUGAAGUCUCGUGUGUUCGGUGACCUUUGUGAGAGUUCGCCACCUGUCUCUGUCAGAAGACAUUCGCCGCCUGUUGUUUAAUUUUCUCAAUGCCAGUGAUGACAAACUGUCGCCUGAGUUAGCAGAUAAGAAACAGUGGAAGACAUCCAGCCUAACUGUCGCCUGAUUUGAUAUAUUAGAAUAAAAGUAACACCCAGAGACAUCCAGCCUAAUUGUAGCGAAGACCUAGUGUUAAUCUGUUUAGGAAGAACGUGUAUACAAAAUACGCAAUGCUAAAUAUGGCGCGAAUUAUGGAAUCUGUGGAAACUAAGUGGACGCGACAAGCUUGUGAGCUGCCGAUGUUAGCAAAGAAUAACCCGUGCACGAUUUAUGAGAAUGUGUUUCAAUCUUAAAAUAGUAAGCAGCUCUUUAAUUACUGAGAGUAACGAGCACAAUCUAUAGAACACAUUCCAUGGACACAAUCCAUAGAACACAAUCCAUAACUUCCGGUUUAGAUCACGCAAUAAAAAAAAUUAUCUUAUCGAACUUCUAACGGUAAAUUUCGGAGAAUUCUUUUAGCGAUCUUCGGAGAUUCUAUAGGUUAAUACAUUCAGUAUCCGAAUUCAAUAUCACGUCCAUUCUGCUAUGUAAAGAAGAUUUAGAUCUAUUGUAGCCCAUGUGUCAACCAUAACAAAGAAAAUAUUAUAUCAACUUAUUCAAUAUUCAUUAUAGUUAUUUUUUAACCAAUAUGAUAAAAAUGAGGUUAUUAUUUUUUAUUUUGUAACCAAAUAUACAAUUGUGAUGUUUGUCAAUGUACAAAGAAAAUGUUAUGCUGUUGUUGAAAAUGUACAUGUCGAAUGUAGACCAACUAGGUGAAUGUUAAUACUAGACAGCUCUCUCAUGUUCUUUACUUAAACAGUUCAUGUAAUGGAAUAUAUCUUGGGGCAUUACCAAUGCCGGCUUUACACAUGUGUAUUUGACAUGGUGGGCCCCUUGAGAAUACAUGUUUGUAUAAUCAGCUAUUAAAUGUAUAUUCCCAAAAAAUAGUGUAAUUCUUACAGUUACCGCUAAUGUGCAGAAGUCAGUUAUUCUACAAAUUAUGUAGGCAUUGUACUGAUUAACUAGGGUAAUAUGUUCAUGUGUGGACAAUUGUUUUAUUUUUCACAUUACCUAGAAAAAAAUGACCUGGAUCAUGUGCAAGGUGCCUACAUAUAGUGUAUAGUGAGCACUAGACACUCGUUAAAGUGAACAAAAAGGGAUAACAUACCAGCUAUCUAUCUUUAUUUAGACUUGGGUUAUGUCUUUAUACGGUGUAUUUAAUUGAUUAAUCAUUAUGUUUAUUCCACCUUGGCCAAUGGACACAUGAGUGGAAUACAUUAUUUCAAACCAUCUUUCGGCCGGCAUAGACAACAGACUUCCUCGCGCAUCUGCUUAAUUUUCCCCAGGCGUAAAUAGUCAACACAUUAUACUUUUUAAUUAGUCGAUAAUCUAGAAAUAUUUCUUUCAUCGCUAAGUAUAGUAUGACUUUAAUUACUCUUUUUUUUUUGGUCAAUAAGAAGGAUUUUGAAUCUUCCCGAAACAGGUUUGAGAAGAAUGACGUUGGCGUUUUACUCCGCUAAUCUCUAAUGGCACACAGCUCGCGCUCGGCUGUCUAUCUGCGCUGCGUGUUCUGCUUGGAAACAAACUUCUCAACUUUAAUGGUAUGAAAGCUGUUAAUGUAUACAUUAACUAGCGCCUAGGGGUAAAAUGUGAGAAACCCUGCGUGACGCACAUAAACGGAGAAAAUCAGUUCAUUUGUAGAUUAGCGAGACAAUAUCCACAAUGAAGGCCUACGAGCGUUAGCUAUAACAUAGCUACUAUUCUCUAAUUCUUUUUAUACGCAAAGGUCCUCCAAUAAUAUAACUAUAAUAUAUAAUACUUAUUAUACUCAUUUGUAUUGAAAAUAAUGCUGUUUUGUAUGUACAUUUUAUGUACUAUAAAAUAUUUACACUUGGUUUAAAUGUUUCUUUGAUUAUGUGAAAAGAAUUGUCGAGUGUUAUGGAAUGGGAUAUAUACAAGGUGUAUUUCUUCAAAGUUGACUAUUCACUACCUUUGUUGUUACUUUUUUUUUAAAGAUUUAUUAAACUUUAUGAUCAGAAGUACAUUAUCACAUACAAAACAAAACAACUAUGAGCCUGCCUUCUUGGCACACCUCUGGUAACAGGAAAUUUAAAAGCUUGAUAAAGGUCUUAGUAUACAUCUUAGAAUGUUAGAUCUCUGUAAAGAUACGUUUGUAAGUCUACGAGAGUAGAUCUGUGUGUCCAUCAUUCCAUAUGUUUCACUAUAGUUCACAGUGUGGAUCUUGUUAUAAGUUUCAGUGAAGGCGUUGUUUUUUUUAAUGUAUUUUAAAUGGUAAUACCUCCUAGGCAAUAAAAGGUUUCUAUCAGAAGUACACCAAGGUUUCUAUCAGAAGUACUCAAAGGUUUCUAUGUCUUGUAAUUAGCUUAAGCCAGGAUCCGAAAGAGUUAUGUUUUUAUCUAAUUUAUGGAUGCUUGACUGCUCAUACUUAAGUUAUAACUGAGUGUUUUGCUAUUUCAGAGAGCAUUGAAAUUCAAUGCAAAUUGUUUACAAAACAAAUAUUAGCGAUUUGUGUUUGAUUGAGAUCUUUGAAGCUCUUCAUUUUUCAUCUCAUUUUUUGUUGAAACUGUCUGGUCUUUUAGUUUACUGUUAUCGUUGAAAAGAACCAAUUUUUACAUUUUAAUUAGUCUUCUUUUAAUUCUAAUAUAUAAUUCUUAUAAUUUACAGACAUAAAGGAUAUUACAUGCAUAAGGAAUAAGAAAUUGUUUUUACUCUUGCAAUAUUUUGUUUCCUAAAUCAGACAAACAAGUCCAUGGUUGAUUACACUUUGAAAUAAGUAACGUUAUGUUUUCCUAGUAUAUAGAAAAGAAAGGUAUGCUUGAAUUAUAUUAAAUUAUGGUUUUUCUAAUUGUAAGGAUAAUGCAGCUUUGCAUAACUGGAUUUUUUUUAAUGUGUUGAUUUUAACAAUGAUUUUAUUCACGAUU
Messenger RNA from Biomphalaria glabrata, 5942 nucleotides. Its product is annotated as Na(+)/citrate cotransporter-like. The coding region runs from base 332 to 2407 and encodes 691 amino acids. The record is from RefSeq and is a predicted model, not a curated record. Gene Ontology annotation, biological process: monoatomic anion transmembrane transport. Gene Ontology annotation, cellular component: membrane. Gene Ontology annotation, molecular function: transmembrane transporter activity. NCBI's taxonomy places the organism in Eukaryota, Metazoa, Mollusca, Gastropoda, Planorbidae. The transcript is spliced from 16 exons.